Molecule: messenger RNA, 2274 nt
Organism: Dendrobium catenatum
Lineage: Eukaryota; Viridiplantae; Streptophyta; Magnoliopsida; Asparagales; Orchidaceae
Product: heparanase-like protein 2
Exons: 10
Coding region: 461-2089 (542 amino acids)
Cellular component (GO): plant-type cell wall; membrane
Molecular function (GO): beta-glucuronidase activity
Source: RefSeq, a predicted model, not a curated record
UGUUUGUUUUCAGUCAGAAGCUCAAACACAUUAAAAAUUACUAGAACGAACAGAGUUAUAGUUAGUGCGCUCUUCAAAAAUUUUUUUUUUUUUGUGGUUUUGGGUUGAUUUGUUUAGAUAAAGGUGGGGCGGCGAUUUGCCAUUAAAAAGAAGAAUCCAAAGCUCCAAAGACAAAAAAGCUACAGGUUUUGUGAAGAGUUUUGAGAAAAAGCAUCUCCAGAAUAAGAAGAAUCUGGCGCAGGUGGAGAAACCCCACAAGCUGCCUUCCUCGAAUCCCUUUCUUCCCCCGUCGAUGCCCUCUCGGUUGAUAUAAAGCCAUGGAAUUGGGUCGGCAAUGCCCUCAUUUUUGUCGCUACAGCGCCAUUUAUCUGCAACGAGCUUCUUGGUUUCUGUCGUUUAGAUCUCGUCGAAUUCCUUCUUUUUUAAACGGAUUCUUUAGGCAAGAAUCAGAGAUACUGAAAUGGUGUUGAAGCUUUUAUUGCUUCUGUUCCUCUACUCCCUUCCAGUGAUUUUUUCUCAAGACAAUGCAAAUGUAACAAUUAUUAUCCAGGGAUCUGUUACAGUGGCUGAAACUGAUGAUAGUUUCAUAUGUGCCACCAUUGAUUGGUGGCCACCUCAGAAAUGUGAUUAUAAAAAUUGCCCAUGGGGAAAUGCUUCUGUUCUAAAUUUGGAUUUGAAUAAUCCAUACCUAUCGGCGGCUAUUAAAGCCUUUAAUCCUCUACGAGUAAGAGUUGGAGGCACUUUGCAAGAUCGAAUCGUUUAUGAUGUGGGAAUUUUCAAACCAAAUUGUGCUCCAUUUUCGGUGUCGGAUUCUGGGCUUUUUGGUUUCUCAGCAGGAUGUUUGAGCAUGGAAAAAUGGGAUGAGCUGAACCAUUUAUUCCAGAAGACAGGGGCAAUAGUUAUAUUUGGUCUGAAUGCUCUUCAAGGGAGACGUCAAAGCAGUGAGGGUAUUUGGCAAGGUCCCUGGAACUCGAGCAAUGCUCACGAUUUCAUUCAAUACACAAUUUCCAAGGGAUAUCCCGUCACUACAUGGGAGUUUGGAAAUGAGUUGAGUGGACAUGGAAUAGGUGCAAGUGUUGAUGCAGAACAGUAUGCCAAAGAUUUAAUUCUCCUGAAAACUAUCCUUAGUGAUCUGUACAGAAAUUCCAAGUCAAAGCCAUUCCUGGUAGCACCUGGAGGGUUCUUUAAUGAUGAAGAGUGGUAUGCUCAGCUUCUUGAGGCUUCUGGGCCUAAUGUUCUCAAUGCCUUGACACAUCAUAUAUACAAUCUAGGUGGAGGUGAUGAUCCUAAUAUUGCAGAGAGAAUUAAAGAUCCAAAUUAUUUAAGUGGCUUUGCAGAUACAUUCAGAGCUGUUCAGCUCACCCUACAGGAACAUGGACCUUGGUCAUCUGCCUGGGUUGGUGAAGCAGGUGGUGUCUACAACAGUGGCAGUCCUCAAGUCUCUAACACCUUCCUAAACAGCUUUUGGUACUUAGAUCAACUAGGAAUGGCAUCAAAGUACAACACAAAGGUUUAUUGUAGACAAGCAUUGAUUGGUGGCAAUUAUGGCCUCCUUGACAAAGAAACAUUCGUACCAAAUCCUGAUUACUACAGUGCGCUACUUUGGCAUCAGCUCAUGGGGAAAGGUGUUCUUGCUAUUGAUAUUAAUGGUUCUCCAUUCAUAAAAGCAUAUGCUCAUUGCAGAAAAUCUGAAUCAGGUGUCUCCUUGCUCUUGAUCAAUUUCAGCAAAUCUGCAACAUUUAACACAACUGUCCACAAUGAUCUGAAUGUCGAUCUUGUGGAGAAAGGCAUUCAAAAGGAUGGUUCUUUUGCCCAUAAUUUGAAGAGAACGGUGUCAUGGAUUGGAAGAAAAGUUUCAGAUGGAUCUCCAAGUAGGGAAGAAUAUCAUUUAACAGCUAAGGAUGGAGACUAUCUAAGCAGGAUAAUGCUUCUCAAUGGCAGUCCUCUGCAGAUUACAGAAUCUGGAGAUAUUCCAGAACUAAGACCAGUGUUGGUUGCAGUUAAUGCACCCAUAUCAAUAGCCCCCAUGUCCAUUGCAUUUGUUGUCUUUCCAAACUUCGAAGCUCAUGCUUGUGUCCCUACGCAAUGAUUUGCAGAUAACAGAUAACUAUGAAUUUGUAAAAUUUUCAUUUGUUUGAUUGGUGAAUAUAUCUGGAAAUUUUCAUUUGUUUGAUUGGUGAAUAUCAUUCAAGGAAGUUAAAAGAAAAGGUUGAUGAAACGUUUAGUAAUGGAUGAAUUUAUUGUUGCAUGUGAAAAUAUCUUUAUUAAUAGUUA